CAUAUCCGGUCGCAUUCUGGCGAGAAACCUUUCAGCUGCAGUCAUUUCUCUUCCUCUUUUAGCCAAAAAGACAAAUUGAAUGAACAUAUUCGAACGCAUACUGGCGAGGAACCUUUCAGCUGCAGUCUUUGCUCUUCUUCUGUUAGCCGCAUAGAUCGUUUGACGGUACGUAUCCGAACGCAUUCUUGCGAGAAACCUUUCAGGUGCAGUCAUUGCUCUUCCUCUUUCAGUGACAGACAGUGUUUGAAGCUACAUAUCCAAAAGCAGACCGGCGAGAAACCCUACAUUUGUGGUACU
Bemisia tabaci is the source of this 297-nucleotide messenger RNA. The record is from RefSeq and is a predicted model, not a curated record. Lineage: Eukaryota; Metazoa; Arthropoda; Insecta; Hemiptera; Aleyrodidae.